This is a messenger RNA of Acipenser ruthenus (sterlet), 1095 nucleotides long. Its product is annotated as BCL2/adenovirus E1B 19 kDa protein-interacting protein 3-like. Gene Ontology annotation, biological process: mitochondrial outer membrane permeabilization; positive regulation of apoptotic process. The transcript is spliced from 6 exons. The record is from RefSeq and is a predicted model, not a curated record. Lineage: Eukaryota; Metazoa; Chordata; Actinopteri; Acipenseriformes; Acipenseridae. Gene Ontology annotation, cellular component: mitochondrial envelope; nucleus; mitochondrial outer membrane. The coding region runs from base 186 to 788 and encodes 200 amino acids.
CUGAUGUCAACAGUAACUGCAUCACUGUGUUUACGUUGAGCCUUCCUUUGUGAUUUCUUCUAGAGAAAGGUUGACGUUAUUAUCAUUAUUAUUAUUAUUGAUAUUUAUGUGUCGCUUCUCCAUUCUUUAAUUAAUAUUGUUAUUAUUAAUAUUUCUUCUAAAUUGUACGAAAGUCAUAUAUAAACAUGUCUACGGACAAGCCAAGUAACCAGGAGGAGAGUUUGCAGGGCUCUUGGGUGGAACUGCACUUCAGUGGAAAUGCCAAUGGCAAUGGCAGCCCUGCACAAAAUGGAGGGCAGGAACAGGUGCAGGCUUCCAUUCACAAUGGUGAUCUGGAAAAAAUGCUUCUAGAUGCCCAGCAUGAAUCUGGCAGAAGCAGUUCCAGAGGGAGCUCUCACAGUGACAGUCCGCCAAGAUCACAGACUCCACUCCACCGGCGCAGAGGUUCAGAGGUGCCCAGCAGUGGAGAAAAGAACAGCUCUCAGUCCGAAGAGGAUUAUCUUGAAAGAAGAAGAGAAGUAGACAAUCUUAUGAAGAAAAAUGCUGAUUGGAUUUGGGACUGGUCAAGCCGACCAGAAAACAUUCCACCAAAGGAAUUUCUGUUCAAACAUCCAAAACGCCCAGUGACCUUGAGUAUGAGGAACACCAGUGUUAUGAAGAAAGGAGGAAUUUUUUCUGCAGAAUUUUUGAAGGUGUUCCUUCCUUCUUUAAUUAUUUCUCACAUACUUGCUGUCGGCCUGGGGAUCUUCAUUGGGAGACGUUUAAGAACCUCCACCAGUGCCUUCUAAAUGUGACCUGUUGUCAGCUGCAUCUGACUUCAUUUACCACUGAAAGCUUGGCAUGCCUUCAUGUAACGCUUUGUAGACAUGGGUACAAGUGGUCCUGUGAAUUACAGAAAUGUUCUUAUGGACUGCUGCACUGCUUGUGUUCCUUCAUGAAUGUUAUUUACUAAUUAUUAGCCUAACAUCUGGACUCAAUUGAUGUCCAUUUGAUACAUCUUUAAUUGUCACUGUGAACAUCAUGACCUAUAUAUAUAUCGUACGUUAUUUGCAAGCUCUUGCAAUCCUUGGUCUAUUAAACACCUUGUUUAUUGGA